AUGAGCUUUUAGCCACCUCCAUAAUCUCAGAAUUCUUCCAGAUCACAACACUCUCUGUUCUCAACUUCUUCAUUCAAUUUUGAUCCAAUUCAGCCAUGUUGGGGAAGACUUCCCGACCGGCCAUCGGAAAGCUCGCCGGAUCAUUGAUUUCCGGCAAUUGUACUGCGAUUUUGGAUGUUGCCACCAGUCCUAGAAGUCCUCUGGACAUGAAGAUUCAGUCCCCUCGAGGGCAAAAGAAUUAUGACCUUUUUGGUGGGGUUGGACUCGGAAUUGUAGCUGCACUAGAUAAAUCCAGCAACUGUGGGGGUGAAAUUCUGGCGAAGUACGCCGUUUCCGGGACGAAUUUGGGACGGUCAGGUCCAGUUCCGGUGACCUCCGGUAAAAAUUGUGGUAGGUUGAAGGUGGGUUUUGGAGAAUUGGAGAUGGACAGUUUGGAGGAUUACACGUAUGUGACUUGCCAUAAGCCUAACAAGAAAUCCUUCACUAGGGUUUACUUUGAUGGACAUGAGACAACUGCCUUUCAUAAACAUGAAUCUCCGGCCAGGCUUUCCGAUGGCAUGCCGGCGUUUCCCACCUCGGAUUUUCUCAGUUCAUGUCACUUGUGCAGGAAAAACCUCCAUGGAAAGGACAUAUACAUGUACAGAGGAGAAAAAGCAUUCUGCAGCAACGAGUGCCGGUCAAGGCAGAUAGUGAUGGACGAGAGGAAAGAGCAAUGCAGAUCUGAGGCUUCAAGAUCAGCAGAUGUUUCUAGCUCUCCCUACACAAGAGGCCAGAUUUUCUCAACUGGGAUUCUGGCAAUUUAGGCUGGGACCUAGACGGUGAUGACACACAUCGGCAAUAAUAGUAUCUAAACAUACGAGAAUUAAUCAUCCAUGUGUUCAAAACAAAAGAUUUUGCAAGUUCAAGCUGUAACUAUUUCUUCUAUCUGUAGAUGUAAAUAAAUGGUUAGUGAAUGAGAGAGAAGCCCUUAUCAAUAAAAUGAAAUCAAGAUUCUUGGACA
Messenger RNA from Vitis riparia (riverbank grape), 1000 nucleotides. RefSeq names its product FCS-Like Zinc finger 14-like. The coding region runs from base 96 to 803 and encodes 235 amino acids. The record is from RefSeq and is a predicted model, not a curated record. NCBI's taxonomy places the organism in Eukaryota, Viridiplantae, Streptophyta, Magnoliopsida, Vitales, Vitaceae. The transcript is spliced from 2 exons.